AUGCUACUAAAGCGCCUGCCCCUCCCAGCACACCUACAACCCCUCGUCCCGCUGCUCGCGCCAGCGUUUGCGGGCUUCGGCGCCGCCGGUGUGGACGACGCGUUGGCUGCGUUCGGGGUCGGCGUGCUGCAGCUCGCUGGGCCGCCGCGCGUGGGCAAGACGUUACUCGCGCUGCAUGCUGCGUUGCGGGUGCUCCUUGCCGAUGCGGAGGCCACGGCACACUGGCUCGACACGGAGGGCGCGUUCAACGCGUCUCGCGCGGCGGCCGUGCUCGCAGCCUACGGUGUCGAGGGCGAGGAAGCUGGCGCUGUGCUCGACCGCCUGACCGUCUCCCGCGUCUUCACGCCCGACGCGCUCUUCGACGUGCUGGGCGGCAUCGACGCACGCGCCAAGGUCCUCGUGCUGGACAACGCUGGGGCGCUGUUCCGCGACGGGCUGAUGGGGUCAAGUGCGGAGGGCCACGCGACCAUGGUGUCCGCGAUGGAGACCCUCGCGAGCCUGACUCACACCCGCGGCCUGCUCACGCUCGUCCUCAACGCCACGGCGUCCGCAUCUCCUACGAAUCCUGCCAGCGUGUUCACCGCCACGACGCUGAAGCCUGCCCUUGGAGCGAGCUUCCCGUUCACAUGCGACGUCGAGCUGCUAUUACAGGACUCGGCGCGCGUCUUCGGGCUCGCGGACGAGGGGGAGCGCGAGCGGGCCGGCAAGGCUGGUCUUCGGAUCGUCGUCGAGGUGGUCAAGAGCCGCGUUUCGACAUCGGGCGUGUGGGCGGUCGUGGAUACUGACGGAACCGCUCUCUUCGACGUCGUCCCCCCGCCACGCGACGACGAGACCACCGCUGCCAGAUCAGCGGGGUACAUCACCGGCCGCCCAGCAAUAGGCCCUCUAGCAGCCACGCUCGCAGGCGGCAGCAACAAGCCGAAUCAGCGCGCAAUCCUCCGCGCGCACCAGGUCGGGCUCGAGGCCGACGCCGCCGCUGCACGAGGGAGAGGGACGGCCAAUGCGGGGCCCCGAUGACGGCUGAAUCCGUAGUCGUCAAGCUGGGUGGCAAUGACGAAGCGGG
Molecule: messenger RNA, 1063 nt
Organism: Vanrija pseudolonga
Lineage: Eukaryota; Fungi; Basidiomycota; Tremellomycetes; Trichosporonales; Trichosporonaceae
Gene: rhp51
Product: DNA repair protein rhp51
Exons: 7
Coding region: 1-1017 (338 amino acids)
Biological process (GO): reciprocal meiotic recombination; double-strand break repair via homologous recombination; DNA strand invasion
Cellular component (GO): Rad51B-Rad51C-Rad51D-XRCC2 complex; centrosome; replication fork
Molecular function (GO): ATP binding; ATP-dependent DNA damage sensor activity; four-way junction DNA binding
Source: RefSeq, a predicted model, not a curated record